AUGGACGAUCUUGAAGACGCCAUCCAGGUGUCUCGCCAGACAGUGGCGGCCACUCCUGAUAAUUAUGCUGAUCUUGCAAUGUUGUUCAAUGACCUCGGAAAUAAGCUGCAAAGUCGAUACGAACGAACUGGACAGAUGAACGACCUCGAAGAGGCCAUCCAGUUCUCUCGCCAGGCGGCUGCGGCCACUCCUGAUGAUCAUCCUAACCUUGCGGGGCAAUUGAAUAACCUCGGAAACAAGUUCGGCUGUCGAUACGAACGAACAGGACACAUUGGCGACCUAGAAGAGGCAAUCCGGCUCUCUCGCCAGGCGGUUGCGGCCACUCCUGAUGGACAUCCCAACCUUGCGGGGCGAUUAAAUAGCCUCGGAAUCAACCUGAAUAGUCGAUACGAACGA
Molecule: messenger RNA, 396 nt
Organism: Penicillium egyptiacum
Lineage: Eukaryota; Fungi; Ascomycota; Eurotiomycetes; Eurotiales; Aspergillaceae
Source: the annotation of a GenBank genome assembly